AUCUUCAAAUAAAAUUCAUCAAACUACGAUGGUAAACACUCACCAUAUCCAUGAUACGUCACAAAAUCAAUGUGGGUCGAACCUUGUUCAGACCAUAGACGCACCAAUCUCUCUAGUAUGGGCAAUCCUUCGACGUUUUGAUGAACCACAAGCCUACAAGAAUUUUAUAAAGAGUUGCACCAUGUUUUGCGGCAGUGGUGGUAUAGGAAGUGUGCGAGAUGUGAAAAUCAUCUCUGGCUUACCGGCAACAUCUAGCAGGGAGAGGCUUGACAAGCUUGAUGAUGAGUUGCAUAUUAUGAUGGUUAGCAUAAUUGGUGGUGACCAUAGGCUCUCAAACUACCAUUCGACAACCACUUUGCAUGAAACGGAAGGAGGGCUGAAGACGGUGGUGACGGAGUCGUACGUGGUGGAUGUUCCGGCGGAGAAUAGCAAGGAGGAUACUUGCACGUUUGCUGAUACAAUAAUAGGGUCGAAUCUUAGGUCUCUGGCUAGGGUUACCCAGAACAUGUUCAACCACCUCUAAAGUUCA
This is a messenger RNA of Pistacia vera, 529 nucleotides long. RefSeq names its product abscisic acid receptor PYL11-like. Gene Ontology annotation, molecular function: protein phosphatase inhibitor activity; signaling receptor activity; abscisic acid binding. Gene Ontology annotation, cellular component: nucleus; cytoplasm. The coding region runs from base 29 to 523 and encodes 164 amino acids. The record is from RefSeq and is a predicted model, not a curated record. NCBI's taxonomy places the organism in Eukaryota, Viridiplantae, Streptophyta, Magnoliopsida, Sapindales, Anacardiaceae. Gene Ontology annotation, biological process: abscisic acid-activated signaling pathway. The transcript has a single exon.